Messenger RNA from Hypanus sabinus (Atlantic stingray), 4315 nucleotides. RefSeq names its product glutamate-rich 2 (gene erich2). The coding region runs from base 136 to 744 and encodes 202 amino acids. Lineage: Eukaryota; Metazoa; Chordata; Chondrichthyes; Myliobatiformes; Dasyatidae. The record is from RefSeq and is a predicted model, not a curated record. The transcript is spliced from 5 exons.
UUUGAGAGGCUGGCUUUGAGUGCAGGUGUGCGAGUUUAUCUGGAGAGAAAGUUAAAGAACGAUAGCGGUCAGCAAUGAUCAACUCCUUAAUUUAAUAUAUGAUGGAAGAAAUCUCGAUGAGAAAAUUUGAUCUAAAUGAUAAGGUCUUGCUUUCUGGAGCAGGCUGGAUGGAACGUGAAGUACCCGACAGAAUGCAAGAUACUAGGGAAUCAGAGAAAGAGACCACCUCAGAAUUCCCGACAAGAUUUCAAGAUGAAUCUAAAUUCAGACGCUAAAGAAGCAAAAGCUUUGGAGACCUCUGCAAUUACUAUUGAAUCAUAUGACUCAGCAACCACAAGUAACACGAACAGAACUUUAGAAGACUACAAAGCUAAUGAUAGUUUAAGUGAUGUUGAAGAGGACAAUGGUGAUGAGGGCAAUAAAGAGGAAGAAAGGAGGGCACCAAUUGAGUUGAUGGGAGAGUUCUUGAAAGCAAUAAUGGACCAUGACUACAAGCUGUCAAGCAAGCUUUGCCAAAUGAUUCUCCUCUAUGAGCCUGAAAAUUCAGAAGCCAAACAGUUUGAGGUACUUCUGGAAAAGAAAUUACAGUUGGAUGAAGCUGCAUCAACUGGUCAAAAUGAUGUAGAAGACAGUACUGAAAGUGACAGCAGUGAUGAAGAUGACAGUGAAGAUAGCGAUAAUGAAGACAGCGAUGAAGAUGAAAGAUCAGAUGAAGAGUUUAUUGGUUCACCAGAAAGUGAAUAGCAUACAUAGAAAUUCACAAUUUCCAUGAAAAGUAUGCUCAUAUUACUAUUAUUUCUAAGAUCAGCAAGCUUCAUCAUCAUUUUUCUUAUAUUAAGUGGCACCUUUAAAGAAUGUUCAAUUCUUAGCUUAAAAUGGAUAAAUUGCUAUUAGUUUAGUGAUCAGCAAAAUAUGAAAAUCAAGCAUCAAACAAGAAUUUGUUAGGUUGCAAUCUUUUUGCAUUGUUAAAUAUCAAGACCUCUCUUGUUCCCACAUUUUAGUAGAUACAGUUGACUCAAUGAAUCGUCAUGUUUAAGAUUCUGUUAUAAUGGAUUAUAAUUCAAAUCUUGCUUCCAUCCUGGACAUUCGUACAUCAACUAUUUGCAGAUAUUGAACAAAAAUCAAAAUGAGUCUUUUGCCGGAACAGAAAGGUUUCAUCAGUUGUUUAGCCUGUCAUUUGUUUAAUGACUUGGCUUUCUUGCACACCAUUUAAUAAAUUUGCCCUUUGUGAUUAAAUAUAAUAGUAACAUGUACUGUUAAUGCGCCUGGGUUUUAUUUCUAAACCUGUGAUAAAGUGUAAUGUUACUUCCCAUACUUCUUCCUCCACAAUAGCUACAAUGUCCAGAAAGUUCAGUGAAGUCUCAGCAACAUUUUGUACAAGCAGUAGGAAAAUUUGAGUUGUAGUUUUGUACCUCAGAUUUGUAGUACACAUGUGAACAUAGUACCUUAGAUAUGACCAUUUCAGAUUAUACUUUCAUCAGUCAAUGAGGGUUGGAAUCUUCUUUAAACAUGUUAAAACUGUCCUAGCAUCCAAUUUUUUUUUAAAUGGCCCAUGAUUAUUUCUUAACCCUGGCUUCUUAAAUAUAGAAUGAUUUAACAAAAAAUAGUGAAUUUGUUCAACCUAUGUUGAAGUGCAAAUGACAGAAUUCUUAAAUAAGUUUCCAAUUUUCAUGUUUAACGCUGUGCCUACAAAAUUUGUGCUUUCCCAAACUUAUGAAUAUAUAUAAUUUUCUGCAACAUAGCCAAUUUCCCUCCCCAACCAUAUGUAACAGACCGCUCAUAUUUUAUGUUAUGCUUGUAUUCCAAGUGGCAUUCAAAAGUCUCAAAUCUUAAUCUUGUAAACAGUAAUCCAUUACAUAGAUAAGAAAUCAGAUCCAAACAAGAGAGCUACAAUAAGUUACAAUUUAUAAUUGGGGUUCCCAACCUUUUUUAUGCAAUGGAUCAAUACCAUGAAGCAAGGGAUCCAUCAACCUCAGGUUGGGAACCCCUAGUUUGGAACAAUAAAUUUUUAAAAAUAAUAAUCUGGUUCCACUUUUACUGUAUUAUCUCCGUUGCAAAAUCUGGCUAAGAAAUUUCUUAAAGCUGUUUUAGCUUUUAAAUAUUAUUUAUUUAUUAAAUUUUAGAAAUUACAAAGAAUAAAUGUGAUAAUAAAAUAGUAAGAAAAAUAAUAUUAACCCUCCCCCCCUUAACCCUUAUCUAAAGAAAGAAAACAAAAGGAAAGAAGAGAAAGAUUGCCUGGAUAUCAGAGGAUCCCCACAUGCUCCAUGGAGUUCAAAAUAAUUUUGAUAUUUAUUUUUACUUUCCCCAAUUACUAUAAUUUUAUCUUCAAAGGACCUAUGUAUUUAAUCCUAUUUUUGUAAGUAUGGGAACCAAAUUUUCAAAAAUAUAUCAUAUUCAUUUCUUAGAUUAUACGUAAUUUUUUCAAAUGGAAUACAACUAUGUAUUUCAUUAUUCCAACGAUCCAUAGUUAAAUAUAAAUCAGAUUUCCAAGUAACUGCGAUAACUUUUUUGGCUACUGCCAAUGCAAUUUUUAUAAAUUUUUUCUGAUACUUAUUCAAUUUAAAUUUUGUUAUUGUCCCUUCAAUAUCUCCUAAUAGUGGACUAUGUGGGAGUUGUACUCCAAUAAUUUGUUCCAAUAAAAGUCUUAAAUUUAUCCAAAAUGAUUGAAUUUUAAAACAAGACCAAGUAGAAUGUAAAAAAGUACCAAUUUCUUGAUUACAUCGAAAACAUUGGUCAGACAUAUUUGAAUUUAAUCUAUUUAUUUUCUGUGGUGUUAUAUAUAAUUGAUGUAAAAAAUUAUAUUGUAUUAAUCUAAGUCAAACAUUUAUUGUAUUUUUCAUACUAUCAGAACAUAAUCUUGACCCGUUUUUCCAUCAAUUUUAACAUUCAGAUCAGAUUCCCAUUUUUGUCUUGAUUUAUGAAUUCCUAAUUUAAUUGUCUGCUUUUGAAUCAAAUUAUACAUACAAGAUAUAAAUUUUUUAAUUUUUCCUUUCUGAAUUAAUAUUUCUCUCACUAGGUUUUGGCAUCAACAUUGUUUGUCCCAACUUUUCUCGUAAAUAGGCUUUUAAUUGAAAAUAACAGUAAAGAGUGUUAUUUGAUAUUUUAUAUUUAUUUUUUAAUUGAUCAAACGACAUCAAUAUACCUCCUUCAAAACAAUCACCUAUAUAUUUAAUCCCCUUUUGAAACCAAUUAUGUAAAAGUUUAUUGUCCAUUGUAAAAGGAAUAAGCCUAUUUUGAAUUAAAGUUCUUUUUGCUAAUAAAGAUUUCUUUAUCUCAUCGUCCAUAUUUACCUUAUUCCAUAAAUCAAUCAAGUGUCUUGAUAUAGGAGAUUCUUUUUUUCCCCGUAUCCAUUUGGAUUCCCAUUUAUAUAUAAAAUCUUCUGGUAUAUUUUCUCCUAUCUUAUCUAAUUCUAUUCUAAUCUAUGCUGGUUUUUCUUCAUCAAAAAAAGAUGCAAUAAAUCUAAGUUGAUUUGCUUUAUAAUAAUUCUUAAAAUUUGGAAGUUGUAACCCUCCUAAAUCAAAUGUACAUGUCAAUUUUUCCAAUGAUAUUCUUGACAUCUUUCCAAAGAAAUUUCCUUACAUAUUUAUUCAGUUCUUGAAAAAACUUCUGAGGUAAUUGUAUUGGUAAAGUUUGAAAUAAAUAUUGCAAUCUAGGAAAUAUAUUCAUUUUUACAGCUGUUUUAAAGCAUUUUAAAGCUGUUUUAUCAAUGCAAGACAUAUUAAAAGAAAAAAAUCCCAGAGAAGAAAUGUACAUAAUAUGUCUGUAUGUAAUAUUUUAUAUAUUUAUGUUACAUGUAUGUGUAACAUAAAAAUGUAGAAAGGUGCUUAUGCAAAGGUGUACUUAGUUCGAGCUACUGGAUAAUUUGCAAUAGUUCAAUUUGGAAGUUUUGGAAUAAUUUAUGAUUACAAAGGAAGUUAAAAACUACUUUGUGGAUAAACCAAGUAAAGAAUGAAAACAUGCAAAUAUCUUGGGUCAUUCUGAUUAUCAGCAAGCUUGAAUUACAGAAAAAUGCUGGAUCCUUUAGUUGUUAUAGAAUAAGCAAUGAUUGUAUUUGUCAUACAAACAUUGCAUAUAAGAUCUAUCACAUUGCUAUCACCCAUCUUACCUUAUUCAACCAAAAACAUUCAAUCAGGUUAUAUUGUGUAUCAAAAACACUAGAAGUUGGUCUAUCAAUACUCGAGAUUAUUCAUUUGUUAAAGUUAAGAUUUUUCCAAUGGUAAAUGCUCUGUUUCCCUUAUAGGAGGUCAAAUGUUUGUAUCUCAGCCUCAUAUAGUGUAAAUAAAUCCGAUCUAUUACAAAUUAGUGCUAUAGAAAU